GUGAAAGGUUAGGAUAGGCUCCAGCAUACCCCCGCAACCCCGGCGAGGACAAGCAGCAUAGAAAAAGAAUGAAUGAAUGAAGCAUACUCAUAGUGAGCCUUGCCCAAAGGCACUUUGGGAUUGCCUGAGAAUCAAACUAGCAAAUCUCUGCAACUGCCAGUCCUGUUCCAUCACGAUCUCCCUGUUGGAAAUCUUGUGUCCAUCACUGACCAUGGAUCCAGUACCUGGCUUCCUGACAUUCCAACACAGCCCCUCCCCUCAGCGACAACACACCAGCCCCCUUUUUCCUCCCCUCCACACCCCUUUCACCAUCUCCUAUGAAGUUGAAGCUAAUCCUGCCAGAGUUUGCACUUCCAACAAGACAGACCUCAUUGGAAGGACCCGGCUGGAUGGACUGGUUUUGGUUUUGGUGACUGGAGCUGGAAUUAGAGCUGUCAAGAACAUCCAGGUCCCGGCUUGAGUCUUGAUCAGCUCACCUGACUCACCUGGUGGAUGGUGGUCCCACCCUGGAUGGGGCUGUUCUACGUGGAGGUUGCCAGGUGCUACACGUCCGUCUGGUGAAGGCAGAAUGGUGAGGCCAGUCUAUCCAGUCAUUCUGCUCUUUAUCGGCAGCAUCUUUGCUCUCACUGGAGUUAGUGCUCAGGACAUCCUGUAUCCAUAUGGUCCUGCCCACAUGGAUCUGGUGACCCCCAAGAUGGACGAUGGGAGUUCUGCUGAAAUUCCUUUGCUGAUCCCGUUCAUCUUCUUCAGCAUCCCCUACCGCACCAUCUACGUCAACAACAACGGAGUGAUAUCUUUCAAUGAGCAAGUCAGCCAGUUCACGCCUGAGGCGUUCCCCCUGAGCGACAGCAGAUCGUUCGUUGCCCCCCUGUGGGCGGACGUGCACAAUGGGAUCCGCGGUGAUGUCUAUUACAGAGAGUCUACCCAAGUAGAAAUACUGGAAAGGGCAACACAGGACGUCCGCAGGCAUUUCAAAAGCGCGCCCAACUUCACAGCCACCUGGGCCUUCAUCGUCACGUGGUAUCAAGUGACCUUCUAUGGGGGCAGCCAGACCACCCCGGUGAACACAUUCCAAACUGUGCUAAUCUCAGAUGGUGCCAUGUCCUUCGCCAUGUUCAACUACCAGGAAAUCACCUGGAGCACAGGCACAGCCAGUGGCGGAGACCCUCUGACUGGACUCGGGGGGACCACAGCUCAGUUAGGUUUUAACGGCGGAGAAAUCGGACACUUCUUCAACCUGCCGGGAUCGCGGUCCAACGAAGUAGUGAACGUUGAUCAGACGACUAAUGUGAACAUUCCCGGGCGCUGGUUCUUCCGUGUUGAUCCGGAGUUUGUCGACCCUGCCAAUGGCUGCAGUUACAAUGGUCGUUUUUACAGACGAGGAGAGGUCUUCUGGCUGUCUGACCGGUGUUCUCAACGGUGUCGGUGUCUCGACAUCGACAAUGAGGUUCUUUGCCAGGAAUCUCCGUGUGGGCAGCUGGAGACCUGCGAGCAUCAGGAGGGGGCCUUCUACUGCCAGCCUUCUCGCACCAGCACCUGCGUGGUGUUCGGAGACCCACAUUACCACACCUUUGACGGCCUGCUCUACCACUUUCAAGGCACCUGCACCUAUCUGCUGGCUAGACCUUGCUGGGAAGUACCAGGGCUACCAUUCUUUAGUGUCGAGGCCAAAAACGAGGACCGUGGUGUGGCUGAUGUGUCCUGGCUUCGAGAUGUGACCGUGGAGGUGUACAGUCACAGGGUCACAUUGCCCAAAGGAAAUCUGGGAACUGUUCAGGUGGAUGGUUUGGUGAAGACUUUACCGGUCCAGCUUCAGCUUGGCGCAAUUAGAGUCUACCAGUCCGGGAUGGCAGUUGCUCUAGAGACAGACUUCGGACUCCUCAUAACCUACGACGGCCAGCACUACGCCUCCAUCUCCCUACCUAGCUCCUACUUCAACAACACAUGCGGCCUUUGCGGCAACUACAACGAUGACCCCGCAGAUGAUCCUGUUCUUCCUGAUGGCACCCUUGCGGAAAGCGUGGCGGAGCUUGGGGGAGGCUGGCGGGCGCAGGAUGCCGACUGGCGGUGUACAGACGGUUGCGUGGACAACUGCACCGUAUGCGACCCACUAACAGAAGCGUUUUACUUUAGCGCCGACUACUGUGGACUGAUCAACAAAACGGAUGGACCUUUCAGGGACUGCAGAACUGUGGUGGACCCUACGGCCUUUGUGUUUAGUUGUGUUUACGACAUGUGCAGCAACAAGGACAACAUCACCACACUGUGCCAGGCUGUACAAGCUUACGCUCUAGCCUGUCAGGCCUUGGGUGUCACCAUCCGACCGUGGAGGUCUCACACCUUCUGCACUCUGACAUGUCCACCGUUCAGCCACUACGAAGUGUGCACCAACGCCUGUCCAGCCUCCUGCUCGGACGUCACUGCCCCCUUGUAUUGCGCCCACCCUUGCACGGAGGGUUGCCAGUGCGACCCGGGCUACGUCCUCAGCGGCAACCAUUGUGUGCAGCGCGACGAUUGUGGCUGCGAGCACAACAGCCUCUAUUACCCUCUAAAUGACACUUUUUGGUCCGGGGCCGAAUGCAGCCUCCGUUGUACCUGCGGCACCGCAGGCGAAGUCUCUUGCUUCAACGACUCUUGCAAGGAGGGCGAGGUGUGUGGGGCGGAGGUGGGCAAGUUGGGUUGCUACCCUCGCAGGGAGGGGGUGUGUUCAAUGGCUCAGAACGCUGUGACAUCAUCCUUUGACGGCGCCUUCCUGCUGUUCCCAGAUGACAGCUCCUACUACCUGCUGAGGCUGUGCGGUGCUGCGCCAGCUAACGGCUCAAUGGUGGAGGUGAAGAUAGGCAGACGGCUGGUCAACAAAGGUCCUGCUUGGAAAAGACCUGUGGUAGUUUCAGUUGCUAGCCUGGAGGUUCAAGUGGGAGGGAUGGAUUUGGAAGCGGUCAAGGUCAAUGGUGAACUGACCACCCUUCCUUACGUCCAUCCUUUGGAGACUUUAGCCGUCUACAGAGCGCCAGGUAACGCCACAGUGGUGGAGUCCCGUGGUCGCCUGCGCGUCCUCUAUACGGAGCAGGGAUUCAUCAACAUCUCCCUCUCCACCAUAUUUUACAACAUCACUUGCGGCCUGUGCGGCGUCUUCAACAGCGACGCCAAUGACGACUUCCGCCUCCCAAACGGACGCUUGGCCGAGUCUGCUGAGCAGUUCGUGGAAGGCUGGCGCUCCUCCAUCGCCGAUGACAUCACAUGUAAUGGCGACUGCGACGAACUGUACCGGACGUGCACAGACCUGCGCCUCUACCAGAGCUCGUGGAUGUGUGGAAACAUUAAUGACCCGGGGAACAGCUCUUUUCUGGCAUGUCACGCGGCUGUCAACCCAUCGCCGUUUUUCCGGAACUGCUUAUACAACAUGUGUGUGAAGGAUGGGAACCGCUCUGCGCUCUGCUCUUCACUGCAGGCCUACGCCACAGCUUGCCAGGAUGCUCAGGUCCUCGUCGCUUCCUGGAGGACAGCCACCAACUGCCCACUCCCGUGUCCAGACAACAGCCACUUUGACGAGUGUACCAGCGCCUGCCCGCUGACCUGCUCCGGCUUGGAUGAACCCGAAGAGCCUUGCCGUCUGCCUUGCCGUGAGGGCUGCCGUUGCGAGGACGGCUUCGCCCUGCGGGACGCCCAGUGCGUGCCCCGCAGCGAGUGCGGCUGUGUCAGCCACGGCCACCAGCUGGCCUCCAACCACACUUUUUGGACUGACUGGGAGUGCCAGGAGCGCUGUUAUUGCAACGGUUCCGACAACAGCGUGUACUGCAUGCCGGCACCAUGCCGCCCUGAGGAGUACUGCCAAGAGGAGGAUGGCCUGUACUACUGUCGGCCUCGCACCGAAGCCCUCUGUGUAGCAGCUGGUUAUGGACACUUCCUGCUAUUUGGUGGCGUUCCAUUUGAGCUGCAGAGCUCUUGUAGCCUCAUUAUGGCCACCAGCAACUGUGAGAGAGGGAGCAGCGACCACGCCGCCAUGACAGGAAGCUUGCCUCAAUUUAAACUGGCAGCUCUUAAUGAGGAGAGGGACACGGGACUGGCUGUUUGGGUGAGGGGCUUCGUCCUGGAGGUCUAUGACUUUAAGAUUGAGGUGACUCAAAGCUACAAGAACACCGCCAUGGUGAAUAAGGAGCGUUUAUCCGUUCCCCUAAAACUGGGUCCAGGCAAGGUCAGCAUCUUCACCUCAGGACUGCUGCUCAUCCUGGAGACGGACUUUGGCCUGAAGGUGGCCUUCGACUGGAACACUCUCCUGCUGUUGACUCUACCUCGUCACCUCUACGGCACAUCCUGCGGCCUCUGCCAGGGCCUGCCCUUAACCCCGCCCACACUCAGCAACACCGACUGGGGGGUGGCCUGGGCCGAAAGGGACGCUUUCUGCCAGGUGGGCUGCGGGGACUCCUGCCCACGCUGCAGCCUGGGGGAUGACGGCAUGACAAGUGACGCAGCUCUUGUCAGCACGGACACCGACGAGGACAGCGAUGACGGCGUCAGCGCGAGGAUCCGCUUCCACCUGGGAGACGGACUCUAUGUGUUUAUGGAUCCUGAGGUCCUGACACUGUGCGGCCUGAUCGCGGAUCGGGAGGGCGUGUUUGCACGUUGCCACAGCAAGGUGACGCCGGCGUUCUUUUACCAAAACUGCCUGCAGGACGCUUGCUUGGAUGAGGGAGCUCUGGAGACGGCUUGUAACUGGUUGCAGGUCUACGCCAGCACCUGUCACAGCCACGGCGUGCCUGGUACUGGAUGGCGGGGCGACACCCCCUGCGUCCAGAGGUGUCCUCCCAACAGCCACUAUUCCAGCUGCAUGCCGCCUUGCCCGCCCCAGUGCGCCCCCACCCGUGGCCAGAGGGACUGCAGCGGCAGCCCCCCCGAUUGCGUGGAAGGCUGCCAGUGCGACCAGGGCUAUGUGGUCAACGGCAAGAGCUGCAUCCUGCCCCAAGACUGUGGCUGCUACACAGACGGCAAGUACUAUGAGCCCAAACAGCUGUUCUGGAACACCGACUGCUCCAAGCGAUGUCGCUGCAUCGGUCGCAACCUGAUCCAGUGCGACCCGCGGCGCUGCAAGGCGGACGAGGAGUGUGCCUUGCGCCAUGGCGUGCGUGGCUGCUUCGCCCGGCGCUCCGCCCAGUGCGUGGCAUCGGGCGGCGGCGUGUUCAAGACGUUUGAUGGCGCCUCGCUGCGGCUGGCGGCCUCAUGCUCCUUUGUCCUGUCCACCAACUGCCACAAGCUGCCCGACCUCUCCUUCCAGCUCAUCGCCAACUUCGACAAAGGCAGCACGCCCAACCUCACCACCAUCUCCCACGUCUACCUCUACAUCAACGAGGAGAACAUACUCAUCUCUGGAAACACUGUCAAGGUGAACGGCACGCCGGUAUCCGUGCCGUUCGUCACCGGCCUGAUGACCCGACUGUCCACAUCCGAGGGCUUCGUGGACAUCGACUCACCGCAGGACAUCCACGUACGCUACAAUCGCUUCAACACGCUCAGCAUCACCAUGGGCCAGCGGAUGCAGGACAAGCUGUGCGGCCUGUGUGGCAACUUCAACGGCGUCCCCGCCGACGACUACAUCACCUCCACUGGCAAGGCGGCCGUCAGCGCACUGGAGCUGGCCCAGAGCUGGAAGACCAACGGCAUGCAGAACAGGUGCGAUGUGAGCCAAUAUGCGUCCCUGGCCCAGUCGUGCACCAACACGGCGGUGCGGGCGCUGCAGAGUGAAGACGCUUGCCUGAAGCUGACCGAGCUGAAGGGCUUCUUCCAGCCGUGCCACGGCCUGCUGGACCCCAGGCCUUUCUACCAGUCCUGCUACCUGGACGGCUGCUACAACCAGCGCGGGGCUCAGGUGUGCAGCUCGCUGGCCGCCUACGCCGAGGCCUGCCGCUCCAUGGGCACCCUCACCACCCAGUGGAUCACUCAGGAAAACUGCUCAGAAUGGAUUUACGACCCCUGUGCAACAGAGACCUGCACUAACUUCACCUGCGAGCAGGAGAAUGGAAGCGACCUGUGCGGAUGUCCUGAAUUACCCACCAGCCCUGGAGGCGACGAUGACAUCAUACAGGCGGAGGUGAGCUGCAGGCACGCCCGGAUGGAAGUGUCCAUCUCCAAGUGCAAGCUAUUCCAGCUGGGCUUCGAACGCGGAGACGUCAGGAUCAACGACGAGCACUGCGCCGCCAUGGAGGGCGAGGACUACAUCUCCUUCCACAUCAACAACACGAAAGGACACUGCGGCUCCAUGGUGCAGUCCAACGGCACACACAUCAUGUACAAAAACACGGUGUGGAUCGAGAGCGUCAACAACACGGGGAACGUCAUCACGCGAGACAAAACCAUCAACGUGGAGUUUGCCUGCGCUUACGAGCUGGACCUGAGGAUCUCGCUGGAGACCGUCCUCAAACCCAUCCUCAGCGUGAUCAACCUCACCCUCCCAACUCAAGGAGGGAACUUCAUCACCAAGAUGGCGCUCUACAAGAACUCAGCGUACCGCCAUCCCUACACGGAGGGGGAGGUGGUGCUCAGCACGCGGGACAUCCUCUACGUGGGCGUCUUUGUGGACGGGGCCGACGAAAACCAGCUCCACUUGGUGGUCAACACGUGCUGGGCCACGCCCUCUCGCAACAGCAGCGACCGACUGCGCUACGUCAUCAUCGAGCGAGGGUGCCCCAACGUGAAGGACAACACCAUCGGCAUGGCGGAGAACGGCGUGUCGCUCACCUGCCGCUUCCACGUCACCGUCUUCAAGUUCAUCGGCGAUUACGACGAGGUGCACCUCCACUGCGACGUUUCGCUCUGCGACGCCGACAAGACCGCGUGCAAAGUGAACUGUCCGCCAAAGAGGAGGAUGUACUCCCAGGAUGCCAGGCUGCUGAAAGAGCACAUACUGAGUGUCGGCCCUAUUCGACGACGAGAGUCAGACUGGUGCGAGGAGGACAACGGCGGCUGUGAGCAGAUGUGCACCAGUAAGGCAACUGGUCCAGUGUGUAGCUGUGUGACUGGAAUGCUGCAACCGGACAGGAGGAGCUGUCGGACGGCGAGCUGCAGCAGCAGACUCGCUCCUGCGCUGCUUCUGCCAAGUGCCGCUGUGCUCUCCCAUCUGCUUCCUCUUCACUGACGCACAAUUGCAACGCAGCCCAACGACUGGAAGAAGCACAAUGACAAUUUGUCUCACCAAGUCAGUCGCUUUGCUUUUGUCCACCCCCGAAAUAACGAUGCCAUUUUUAUUCAUGAUGUUAUUCAUGAUGGCUGUGUGAUUUCCAUUACCGCCACUAGAGGGCGCCAUAGAAAAUACAUCCUUAAGGGCCCAGAGUUGUCUGUAACAUCAGUGGACACUUCAUUAGGUACAGCUGCACAUGCUGCACUCACUACAAAAUGAUUAUUAUUGUGUUAUUCCUUCACUGUGUUCCUGAUAUUUUCACUGUGCAGGUGUUCCUAAUGUUUUGGCUGCUCCUGUGUUACUUUAGUGACAAAACACAAUGUCCUCUUUUCAAAUGAAAUGCUGUAAAAACACAAUAUAUGCCCUUUGAAAUGCAUAUUUCUGUGUGUGAGGGUCCUGUAAUACCACAUCAUACCUCAGGAGGCAGCAGUGAGUCACUCACGUGUGAUUUGUGUAUAGGCUCAUCUUGAGUCACGUGUCCCAAUCAGAUUCCGUCACGCAUCGCUCCUUGCGUUGCCAAAACACGCCAUACGAUGAUGUCUGGCAUGGCAGUGCUCUUCUUCCAUCACACUAGGGUUUUAUUUUGAAAGGUCACAGGCUCCCUACAUGGAAAAACCUACAAAGCAAAUAACCGAUGAGUCGAGUUAUGAUUAUCAUUCAUUCACCAAGUUCUCACAAUGUUUAUUUUGCAAUAAAUUCAAGAUUUUUGUUUAUGUAUAAAUGUAUGGGCAUGUGAUGCAAAGCAAUAUUAGAGCAACACACAACAAAAAACACCCAUGACAGCAAAGUCAUGGUUUUAAGAGAAUAAUGUGAAAUAUUAUCAAACUAAAGUCAGAAUAUUAUGACUUGAUUCUACAACAAUAAACCAGAAAAAGCAUAAUUAUAAUUAAUGACAUAGUAUUACAAUAAGUAUGGUGUAAUAUGAUGAAGAAAACGUUGACCUAAAAAAAAAAAGUCAUUUUACGAGAACAAAAGUGUAACUUUAUGGGUGUAAAGUCAUAUAAUUAUAUCAUCUUAUGACAAAGUUAUUGGGGACAUCUAAAUAUUGACUUUCAAUCUUGACAUUCUCAUUGAAUAAAGCUGUAAUUUUAUGUUAAAAAACAUAAUUUAGUGGGUGUAAAGUCAUAAUAUUAAAAAGAAGUCGUAAUCUUACAACAAUAAAGUUGUAAUUGAUUUUUUAAUAGGCAUUUUUUGGAGAAAAAUAUUGUAUUUAUAUGGGAAUUAAUUUUUAACAACAACAAUAGCAUAAUUUUAUGAGUAAUGUCUUAAUAGUACAAUGAAAUCGUAGUCUUACGACAAUACAUUUGUAAUCGUCGGGGGUGUCAUUUUACAAUAAUAAUUUUGAAAUUGUGUGCAAAAAAAUAAAAUUUGUACAAAAACAGGCAUUAUUUUAUGGGAGUAAUGUCAUAUAUAAUACUGCCAAAAAAAAUGUUGUACAUUACGAAAAUAACCUUACUUCAUGUUACAGGUUAUUUUUAUUUUUAUGAGACAAAACAGUGACACUGCCUCUUUAAAUAUAAAAAAGGACUUUUCUGUAAUCUUGGGAAAAAAAUGACAACUUUUAUUCUCACACACUGUUGGUUGUCCAAACAUGACAUUGUUAUCUUUUGUGUAUAUUGUCUGUUCCGCCCUAAUAUUGCUCUGUAGGUCAUGUGACGUGUGUGUUUUCCCAUCAUGGUUUUUGUUGUGUGCAUGUUUGUGUGUGUUCUCAACAUGUUUUAAUAAACCAAGAAGUUCUCAUCAGCCGCGCUCAUGCUCCUCCACACCAAACUCAUCCAACCGCAAACCAUCAACUGUUCUUUUGUAUCGCCUGUGUGUGUGUGUGUGUGUGUGUGUGUGUGUGUGUGUGUCAGUCAACAAGCAGCCUCUUACGUAAGCACGCCACACUUCAACGCACGCCAAGCCACUCUGUCCUGCCGCGUCACAUGUCGCUCAUGCGGGCUGUUAGCAUGCUCCAAUGUCGCCAGCUGACGUGCAGGCAUGCCGACGGAACGCACAGCCGGCCCUAUUUGCCCUCCUUUCCUGCCCUCUGUCGGCCAUUGUUGAGCCGGUUACGUAUGUAGGCGGCUUACAUAACUGUGUGUGGGUAUGUGUGCGUGCGUGUGUGUGUGUGUUUAAGGAAGCAUAUCACUUUGGUCACUUAGUGGACCAACUACAUUAUAUAAUUGUGAUAGACAGAUAUAGUGCGGAACCUUUGUCGGGAAU
Doryrhamphus excisus (bluestripe pipefish) is the source of this 9376-nucleotide messenger RNA. RefSeq names its product tectorin alpha (gene tecta). Lineage: Eukaryota; Metazoa; Chordata; Actinopteri; Syngnathiformes; Syngnathidae. Gene Ontology annotation, molecular function: protein binding. The record is from RefSeq and is a predicted model, not a curated record. Gene Ontology annotation, biological process: cell-matrix adhesion.